CCAGAGAGGGAUGGAGACUCCCUUGGAUGUGCUGUCCAGAGCAGCAUCCCUGGUCCACGCUGAUGAUGAGAAACGUGAAGCGGCGCUGAGAGGGGAGCCCCGGAUGCAGCCCCUGCAAUCCCCCGCGCUCAGCAACCACCGCACGGGCCCGCCGCCCAUCAGCCCCAGCAAGAGGAAGCUCAGCAUGGACCAAGGGGACGAGGAGCUGGACUGUGAAAACGACCACGUCUCCAAAAUGAGCCGCAUGUUCAACCCGCAUCUGUAAGUGCCUCGUGUCUGUCCCUGCACGGAGCUGAGCGCUGCCUGCUAAAAUCGUGUCCUGGCUCCAACUUUGCGCUCGGUUUUCCCCCUUUGUUCCAGUUUGUGUGGGAGAUCUGCACAAGAGCCGCCCGCGAUUAGAUGGGUUUUCAUGUUUUCUUUUGUUUUUGUACAGCGUGAAGUAACAGGAAUUAGCUCAGCCUGACUAUUUAUAGCAAGCCAUACGUAUUCACCUUGCGAUUCCUGCAGCAUUGUUCCCUCGUUCUUUGUAAGGCGCUCCUUUCACUUCCCCCCAUUCUCAGGCUCUCUGGCUGGGGGUGGGGAGGCAGCAGCAGCAGCAGGAGGAACACGAGUGCUUUGCAUUUUUCCGAGGCCAGCAGCUCCCAGCCAGCUGCUUCCUGGGCUGCCUUGACAACUGGGCAAGCUGCAGUUGUUGCUAAACAUUCCUGCUCUGACAGUCAGGUGUGGAAUGUGCCGGCCAGGUAAGGCGUUGAUGAGCCGUGUUGGGCAAUCAGCAGAUGCCAUUGCUGGGAAUGCGAGCCUGGCUGGCACUGCUGCAGAAUUCCUGGCAUUCCUGCCUGGAGGAAGCCAUGGAUGGAGCUGCUGUGGCUGCUGCCUCAGCUCCUGCAGCCCCGGCAUUCCGCGCAUUCCACAGUCAUGGGAUGUGGACUGAGGGAUUUAUCCUGCCAUAAAUCACCGCAGCCUUACUCACAGGCUGGGCCCGCAGUCUGCAGCCUUGGAAUUUGUUACAAAUCGGGAAUCCAGCGCUGAAGUAAUGCAAAACAAUGAAAGCUCGCUUCUUCUCAUUUACAGCAUACCUCCUCCUCUCCCCGAAAAAUUAACUAUUUAUAGCCUUGCUCUGGGGCCAGGAGGGCUUGGAAAGAACCCUGUGCUGCAUUUCUGGAUGCAUGACACAACUGAGGGGCUUUAUGGCAUUUUUGAAAUGUUAUGUAACUUUAUGGGGGAAAAGUGUGAUUUUUUUUUUAAAGGCUCAUUUUCUACUGCUGAAAUAAAACACAGCUGGCAGUUACGUACAUUAUAACACUUUAUAUAGCAGAGGCCAUAAAAAUAAUGAAGUCUGAACCAACAGACUCAUGUGCAACCAAGGCUCAGAACUAAAAGAUGCAGGCAGUUCUUUCAUGUGAUCCCUUAGCUAUAUGUCACAGCUAAUAGUUUCCAGUGUGGUACAUUUUUAUGGUUUUUUCAAUAGAUUCUUUCUGUGAUUUUGUAUAUGAGACAUUCAUCUUUUCUUCUUGUAGUAAAAAACACAGGUUUUCUGCCCAGGGUUCAUGUGACUUAAUCUGU
This is a messenger RNA of Zonotrichia albicollis (white-throated sparrow), 1563 nucleotides long. The record is from RefSeq and is a predicted model, not a curated record. NCBI's taxonomy places the organism in Eukaryota, Metazoa, Chordata, Aves, Passeriformes, Passerellidae.